This is a messenger RNA of Anopheles arabiensis, 2965 nucleotides long. RefSeq names its product 4-coumarate--CoA ligase 1-like. Gene Ontology annotation, cellular component: mitochondrion. The coding region runs from base 591 to 2393 and encodes 600 amino acids. Gene Ontology annotation, molecular function: long-chain fatty acid-CoA ligase activity. Gene Ontology annotation, biological process: long-chain fatty acid metabolic process; fatty-acyl-CoA biosynthetic process. The record is from RefSeq and is a predicted model, not a curated record. The transcript has 6 exons. Lineage: Eukaryota; Metazoa; Arthropoda; Insecta; Diptera; Culicidae.
CACACACUCUGUUUGUCAACAAGCGUCACGGAAACGAGGAAGGUGUUACUUUGCUGCGCGCUGUAUGUAAACAUAGUUAUUUUUGUAAGCUGCUUAGCAGGAAAAAAACGGACCCCACUGCUAAGAUUCGACCAAAGGUGCAGUUUUAAAGUGCUGCGAGGUGAAUUGGUUGCGUUGAAAGUGUGUCAGUGCGGUUUGGAUUGCGUUUUAAGCAUCGUUAAGCCCCAUUUAAAUACACAUAUCAUACAGCAGAGUUUACAGUGCCAAAAGCAAGCGCAACACACAAGCGGACACUGGCAAAGAAGCCAUAAACAAUCGUUCCACCUAAAGUUCUUCCACCAGUUCUUCCAGCUAAGUUAAGGCUAGCAAAUAAAGUUACCGUGCGGCCACAACCGAGUGCAGCACAGCACAGUUUGUACAAGUGAAUCGGCAACUUCUCGGUUAUCCCGAAAAAUAGCAACGUACACCCACUAUCUUAUCUCGCGAUAGGAGGCAAAUAGUUCCAUCCGACGAAGACUGCGACCACGUGUGCUCUCCAAACCCAAGAAUCAUCUUUACCGCAGUUUUUUUUUCAAAAAGAAGCCAACAAAAUGAUGCGCUCCUUUGGACCGUUGGCCGCCCGGCUUAUUGGGCAGGGGCAGGGGCUCCCCGCGCCGGUCGGCCGGCACCAGCGCUACUGGAGCCAGCGGUGCGUACGGCUGCUCAGCACCAAGCGGCAGGUGAAGUAUCUCGAGGACACCAUCUUCCCGCCGGAGAACGGGCUGGAGCAGAACUCGCUGUACGACAACAACAUUCCGGUGCCGCACGUUACCCUCGACCACUACCUGUGGGACCAGUUCAGCCAGUGGGCCAACAAGACGGCAGUGGUUUGCGGUAUUACUGGGCGCAACUACACCUACGGCACGCUGCGCGAUCACUGUGCGGCACUGGCGAUCCGAUUGCAGCGGAAGUUGCACCUAAACUUCGGCCAAACGCUCGCCGUGUGUCUGCCCAACAUUCCAGAGUUCCCGCUCGUCACGUUCGGUGGCAUCGAGGCCGGACUGGUGGUGACGACGAUUAACCCGAUCUACACGGCAGAGGAAAUUUCCCGCCAGCUGGUGGACAGCGACGCCAAGGUGCUGAUCGGACUGGCUUCCAACUAUGCAGUAUUACGGGAGGCGGCACAGCAGGCCAAGCGCGACAUACCGAUCGUCUGCAUCCGGUGCACCAACGACGAAAGCCUGCCGGCCGGUGCGAUCGACUUUGCCGAGCUUUCCAACCCGAAAGGCAUUCACUACAGCGAGCUGCGGCAGCACGAUCGCACCGCGGACGAUAUCGUCUUCCUGCCCUACUCGUCCGGCACGACCGGCAUGCCGAAGGGGGUCGAGCUGACGCACCUGAACAUUGUCUCCAACAGUGAGAUGCUGGCGGUAAAGGCAGGCAACGGCACGGUGGUGCUGCCCACCACCGACACCUUCCAGGACGUGCUGCCGUGCGUGCUGCCCUUCUUCCACAUCUACGGCCUCACGGUGACGAUGAUCUCGAAGCUGCGGCAGGGCUGCAAGCUGGUCACGCUGCCCAACUUCAAACCCGACACGUUUCUGAACGCGCUCGCCGAGCACAAGGGCACGGUGCUGCAUCUCGUCCCACCGAUAAUUAUCUUCCUCGGCCAUCACGACGGCGUCAAGCCACGGCACACCGACUCCAUCCGGAACGUGUUCUCGGGCGCGGCGCCGAUGGGAACGCCCGACGCCGAACGCUUUACCGCACGCGCCCCGAACGCCGAGUUCAUCCAGGGGUACGGGCUGACGGAAACGGCACCGGUGGUGCUGAUGGGUGCGCUCGGCUCGCGUAACUACGCCUCGGUUGGAUCGCCCUGUCCUCGCACGCAGGCGAAAAUUGUCGACCUGAACGAUCCCACCAACACGGCCCUGGGGCCGAACCAGUCCGGCGAGCUGCUCGUCCGGGGGCCGCAGGUCAUGAAGGGCUACCACAACAACCGCAAGGCGACGGACGAGAUGAUCAUCGAGGGCGGGUGGUUGCGCACCGGCGACAUUGCGCACUACGACGACCAGCUGCAGUUCUACAUCACCGACCGGCUGAAGGAGCUGAUCAAGGUGAAGGGCUUCCAGGUGCCGCCGGCCGAGCUGGAGGAGCUGCUGCGAUCGCACGAAGCGGUGGCCGAUGCCGCGGUCGUCGGCAUGCCGCACCCGGUGGCGGGCGAGGUGCCGCGCGCGUUCGUCGUACCGAAGGCGGGCGCGCGCGUCUCCGAGGACGCACUGAAGGCGUUCAUCGCGGAGAAGGUGGCCGUGUACAAGCGGCUCGAGGGUGGCGUCACCUUUUUGGACAGUAUUCCGAAGAACGCGUCGGGCAAGAUCCUGCGGCGGCAGCUUAAGCUCGAGCAUUGCUCGUAGACCGGGCAGGGAAAGGCUCCCGCAUCACACGAUAUUACCCUUGGGCUAGGUUGAAGGGUUCCACUACUUGUAAAAUCUCAUCUUCCUCUAGGUUUUGUUUGUUUUUGUUUUUGGGCAGGGCAAUGUGAAGCGAGGGAUAGGAAAGGAGCGAGAGAGAGAGCGAGGGGAGGUUAGUGUAGGCACGUGUGCUGUUUGUUUUUUUAUUAAGCUGACCAUUCUCGAGCACAAACCGGUUUUAGCGCGACCCCCUUUGGGAAAAAUGAUCGCCAAAGACCGUACUGUGUGUGAAGGGCUCGGUUUUAGCGCGGCUUAUCCCCCAUUUUGUGGGGCGGCUUAGUGGUGGUUUUCUGUGGUACUGUAUGUUAUGUUUUUGUUUUUAAUAGGAGGACGUGUUACUUUAGCUUUAGCCCGCCCUUUCCGCCUUUCUCCUCGAGCCCAGUGAGCACAAAGCAUUAAGUACAUGUUAAAACGUAAGCGUAAAAAUAGACCAUUUUGUAUCCUUAAAAAGUGUAAAUGCUCAGUGCAGCAAAAUGUCGCUGUCAAUGUCAUAAAAAAAUCUGACUAAAACAAAA